Perognathus longimembris pacificus (Pacific pocket mouse) is the source of this 4544-nucleotide messenger RNA. It is a transcript of the gene Gcnt1, whose product is annotated as glucosaminyl (N-acetyl) transferase 1. Gene Ontology annotation, cellular component: membrane. The coding region runs from base 149 to 1444 and encodes 431 amino acids. The record is from RefSeq and is a predicted model, not a curated record. Lineage: Eukaryota; Metazoa; Chordata; Mammalia; Rodentia; Heteromyidae. Gene Ontology annotation, molecular function: beta-1,3-galactosyl-O-glycosyl-glycoprotein beta-1,6-N-acetylglucosaminyltransferase activity. The transcript has 2 exons.
GCGCGCUGCCCAGGUGGAGUGCUCUUCUGCCUUUCAAGAUGACUUUGUGCCUCUUGACACACAAAAACUAAACUGGAGAGAAAAAUCCUUGGCUCCCAAGCCUACUACAGCGCCCUGAAGAAAGGGAAGUCUCUCAUUGUCCUUUGAAAUGCUGAAGAACUUAUUUCGGAGGAGACUUUUUUCUUAUCCCACUAAAUACUACUUUGUGGUUCUUGUUUUGUCUCUGGUUACCUUGUCCGUUUUAAAAAUCCAUCAGAAGCCUGAAUUUGUAAGUGUCAGACACUUGGAGCUUACGGACGAGAAUCCUAGCAGCCACGUCAAUUGCACCAAAGUUAUACAGGGUGAUGGCAAUGAAAUCCAAAAGGCAAAGCUUGAGAUGCUUACGGUGGAGUUUAAGAAGCGCCCGCGGUGGACACCGCAGGACUACAUAAACAUGACAAGAGAUUGUGGCUCUUUCAUCAAGAUGCGCAAGUAUAUCACAGAGCCCCUUAGUAAGGAAGAGAUGAGUUUCCCAAUUGCCUAUUCCAUCGUAGUUCAUCACAAGAUUGAAAUGCUGGAUAGGCUCUUGAGGGCCAUCUACAUGCCACAGAAUUUCUACUGCAUUCAUGUGGACAAGAAAUCUGGGGAUGCCUUUUUAGCUGCAGUGAUGGGUAUUGCCUCAUGUUUCAGUAAUGUCUUCGUGGCCAGUCGGUUGGAGACAGUAGUGUAUGCAUCUUGGAGUCGAGUUCAGGCAGACCUCAACUGCAUGAAAGACCUGUACAGUAUGAAUGCAGGCUGGAAAUACUUGAUCAAUCUGUGCGGGAUGGAUUUUCCUAUUAAAACCAACCUAGAGAUUGUCAGGAAGCUCAAGUCAUUUAUGGGUGAAAAUAACCUGGAGACAGAGAAGAUGCCACCCCAUAAGGAAGAAAGGUGGAAAAAGCAUUAUGCCAUCGUGAAUGGCAGGAUCAUUAACACGGGCACUGUGAAAACACAGCCUCCACUGAAAACGCCCAUGUUUUCAGGCAGUGCCUAUUUUGUGGUCAGUAGGGAGUAUGUGAGGUAUGUGUUAGAGAAUGAAAACAUCCAGAAAUUCAUGGAGUGGGCGCAGGACACCUACAGUCCUGAUGAGUAUCUCUGGGCCACUAUCCAGAGGAUUCCAGAAGUCCCAGGCUCCCUGUCCUCAAGCAAUAAGUAUGACUUGUCUGACAUGAACGCCGUCGCUCGGUUUGUCAAGUGGCAAUACUUUGAAGGCGAUGUGUCCAAUGGUGCACCCUACCCACCCUGCAACGGGGUCCAUGUGCGUGCAGUGUGUGUUUUCGGGGCUGGGGAUUUGAACUGGAUGCUUCGCAAGCAUCACUUCUUUGCCAAUAAGUUUGAUGUGGAUGUUGACUUCUUUGCCAUCCAGUGUUUAGAUGAACAUCUGCGGCAUAAAGCCCUAGGGAUGUUAGACACUAAACCAUUGUAGGCGAUUAUAGGAAUAAGGAUGCCAUGAAAUGUGCCUCCAAUCCGUUUCCCUCCUCUGCCUCUGUUCAUGAAAAGGGCAGCUGGAGUGUUGAGGAAGCCACAAAAGGGAAUGAGGCAUUGUGGGAAGCAGGAGCCAGGAUGGCUGGGCAAGAGGCAGCUGUGGAAAUCAGCCUCAGGGACUCUUAAAAGUAACUCAGGGACUUGUGCCAAAACUAUUUUGAGAAUUUUAAAGUAUGAUCAUUUUUCUGAUGUGAGUACAUUUGUAGCAACACACAAUCAUAAGGAUACUGUGUAUCUUGUAUAAUUACAUAAGGUGAAUCGAAAUUUGAUUUUUAUUGUAAAUGAUCCUUGUAAAAUAAUUGACUUUGUGCUGUCAUGUUGAUUGGUGUAGUGUCUCUGCAUGUUAUCUCAGGGAGCUUAAAAUAGUCUUGAUGUUAAUAUUGCUGUCUUAUUUUUGCUUAUAACAGUGUAUAUGCAUUUAAAACUUUCUAUUUUAGUUGAUUUCUAUGAAUCAUCUCUUUUUUAAAGUCUGAGAUAUUUAUCCGGUGCAGUAUUGCAGAUCUGUAGCUCUAGGUACUCAGGAGGCUGAGGCAGGAUGAUGGUCAUGCUCAGGAGUUUGGAAACAAUUUGGAGAGUCUCCCUCCCUCUCUCACUUUCUACCUCCCUACCCUUUUAUCUUUUUUAGUACUGAGAAUCCAUUCAAGGCCUCAUAUAUGCUAGGCAAUAUAUUUCUAGCCUGAGACCCUGACUCAGGCAAAAAAAAAAAAAAGCAUGUGUAUUCAAAGUAUGGUUUAUCACAGUUUCUACCAAGAGUGACAUUCAACUUUUCCCAAUAUUUCUUUUAUAUCCCUCACUCACCCACCAUCUCCCCAGCCUCUGCUACCAAACUGUGUGAAAAAUGUUGCCACUUUAGAAACCUCUAUGGUCUUGGUUCUCUGAUGUGGUCCAAUUCUCAGUAAUCUAUGCAAGAAACAGAGAUAGGAGUAGGUCUGAAAGGAAGGAGAAGGAAUCUGUGUAGGCUGAUUGUGAAGCCCAUGAUAAACUUUUGAAACCAGCAACUGUCACUGUCCCAAGAACUUAAGACUUAUGCUCAUUGGAUCUAUUUAUGUCCCACCACCCAGGGGAGCUUCACUGCAGUAUCACCAGUGCCUUUGUCUGAAAGAACCUGGCCCCUACCCUGGGGUCUUAAUGUAACUUGUGCUCCAGGUGGUCAUUAAUCCUUCGGUUGUGUGUAUGUCUUCCUCUCUGUGAGCCUUCAAUGGGGAUGGAGAUACUCUGCUGUUCAGGAGGCCUAUUGGAAGGCCUGGGAUGGAAACUUCAGGUUUCACUCGGAUUAUUUCACUAUUGCAAUCAUUCACAGCACAUAGUGUGUACUCUCUCUGUUCUCACCAAAAGACUGAACUGUAGUUCUAUUUCCCAUCCUAAGUAAAGAUUUUUUUUUAAUUUCUUUUUAAACUUUGGCUAAGUUGAUACAUUCAGCUACAGAGCUGUUAAGAAUAGCAAAGCCUUCUUAUUUAGCAUUAGACUUUACACAAGAACCAAACCGUUUAUUUUAUUUUUUAAACAUAACCUGUUUGAAUUGUCCAUGAGCCAUUCAUAUCAGAUAGUUUUUAGGCAAUUGUUUUAAGUUUCAUUUUACUGAAAGGUGUAUUUUUUUUCCAAAAUUUUAUCAUCAUUUGUAAAGGAUAAGCUGUGUUUUCUGUUGGACCAAGAAAUAAAACAGCCAGUGUUGGAAAAAGAACAACCUGUUUGCUUAGAAACUCAAGAGACAAUGUGGAUGAGGGGGUGUACGUCCCCCCUUACCCCCCUGUCUCUGUUGGCCUCUAGACUUUUUUUCUUUUCAUAGAACUGUGAUUACCUGUAAGAUAGAACAUUAUUUUCUUACCCUAAAGCCAAUGAUACUUGAUGACAUAAUUCUUUAAUUUAUAACUUAGAGCUGUUUUUUUUUAUUUUAAAAAUUGGUAAAUCUACUGGAGAGUUUAAAACAACAGUACACGUAGUGAACACACAGGUAACCCUCAACUUCAUUUACUUGUAAACUGUAUGUCGUUUUAAACUGAACACAACUGGACACUGUGGUGUCACUGCACUUGACUUACACUGAAAUUGACAGGUUCUGUGUCCACCAUGCUAUAAAAAUAGGAUUAAAGCCCAUGUCCCUUAUCUCACAUUGAAAUUGUAGACCCACCAUCUUUCUAUAAUUGUGAUACCCUAUCUUGCUUCACUGAUAUUGGUUGCAAUGUCCCUGACAGGAGCUGUUAGAGGAUGGCAGAGGAUUCUAGCAGAAGCGCAAGGAUUUCCUUUUAUAACAUUUAAGCAAAAUGUUGCAAAAGGAAAGCAAAUGUAUAAGGAAGAAGACUCAUACUAUGGGAUCCUGCAUUUGCUUAUUCAAAUACAAUAUGAGGGAUGGAGAAAGGGUAGAUUUGAUAAUGAAACCAGCAAUAGGAACAAACUUCAAGUUCUUCAGCAAAGAGUUAUGUAAAUUAUUUAACUUACAUCAUAUAAGUUACUUAACAGUAAUUUUUUCUUACCAUCAUUUGGAGUCUUUUAGAGAUAAUUUUUUAGAAGUCACAUUCAUAAAUAAAAUCAAAAGACCUUACACUUACAUAAACUAAAAAUUUAGACUAGAAAGGAUCUAUUUAAUAAAUUGGUCAAGAUUUACAUAUUACAUAAGGAUAAAAGGUAAUGUUAUUUGUUUUAUAGGCAACUACCUAAGCUCUUCCCAGACUGAGGUGAACAGCUACUCAGCCCUGAAAAUGUGGAGCAUUAUCUUGUAUUUGUGCCAUUCAUCAAGUAUAGGUUCAUUUAAAUGAGAUAAUUAAUAGAUUUUCUCUUCCAGUGAUUUGGGUAGAAGAGAUCCUGUUAUUUCAUGUGAAGGGUCAAUUGAAAAUUAUUUGCAUUAUGUUGAGGAAAAAUCAUUUGCAUUAUGUUUAGUAUAAACUGUUUUAAGAUUUCCAAGAGAAAGAAAAUUGAAUUAAACUAAUAAAAAUAAAUGUAACACUAUUUCAUGGUAAAUAUGGUUGCCAUAAUUUGUACUCUUGACUGGAUGUGAUUGAAUGUAAUUCUAAUACUUGCAUUGCCAUUAAAACCAACCAUUCAGA